AUGGCGCUCUACCGCUCGACCUGCGCCACGCCUCCAUCUGCGGGCACGUUCGGCGUUCGAUCCCCGGACGCAGACCGAGGGCGAGGGCGGGGGGAAGCACCCUUGGUCCAAGAUGAGAAGAGCGGCUCAGUGCGCGGCAGCAAAGGGCCCUCCCCACAACGUUCCACCGCGGGCGAAGCAAGAGGUGGAGAACAGCGAGACGGAGGCCUGCUCCCAGCGUCGAUGUCGAAUGUUGGCCUGGGGAUCACCACAAGCAGCUCCACGUCGAACGCCGCGAUGUCUAGAAGCGACUCCGGCGCCGCUCUAAGUGUUGGGUCAUCAGGCCACACGCCCGCUUUCAUGACCCCUGACUUGAUCCCUCAAACCCCCGCCACCGAGCAGCAAGCUUUCCAGCUGGAUUUGCUGCCGGCAACUAGUGCCGUCGGCGCGGACGAGAACCAAGAUCGUCGACCUGACCCUUCGUCGUCUGCUGGCCCGGCUUGGAACGCCGAGCCUGAAUCCUCCGGAAUGGCCUUGCUCGGCUCCGCUUUGCGGUCUCAGUUCGCUCUCUAUUUCUCGAGCAACACAAGUCUGCCUCUUUCGAGCGGCUCUGCCCAAGGUACCGGGGGGCACUCGGCCUCACACGAUGCUGAACCAAAUUCUUCGAAUCCGCAGCUUGCCAGAUUGCGUUUGAAGCAGAGCAAGUCAUCACUGUGGUCGCGAAUGCGAUCCCGCGAGGCACUGCGGCCUAGCACAGCUCACAGCGAGAUGGGUUCGAAAGCGGCGACGGUGGGACGUCCCAGCUCAGAGUUGGAAUACACUGGCGUCCAAUUCUGGGAUCGACGAGGAAGUGCUGCAGAUUCCGGUGCGCACGGUGCGCCAUCGUCUUACGUACUUCAAGAUCCUCGAACAGCCGAUGCUGAGCCCCCCCUCACCCCGCUGAAGGCCAGAGCAGUGCGCUCGCCGGCAUCAAGCGCUUCGAACGCUCCUCAGAGAAGCAUCUCGAUCCGCUCUGGGCCACCUCUCGUCGGGCUUGGCAUUGCACAGACGCCUGAAAGACCCGUGUCUAUCCUGCGCCGCGGUUCUGCCCACGACGCAAUCUCAGCUCUGAAUGAUGCCACUCGUGAAAGGCUCGGUGCCUCCGUGGACAUUGGGCCUAGUGCCCCGCGAGACUCCUCCGCAUCGGCUGGUAGCAGCAGCGGACCACGUUGGAGCGGAAGCGGGGGGCAUCAUAGCAUUGGGAACCUCUCUGGGAACUUUUCCCACCUGAGCUUUGUCCAAGGGCCUGCAGGAGGAAGACGCAUGAGCCGGGCCAGCGACGACAUGCCAGAAGCUGCCGCAAUUCCUGCAUAUGCUUUGUCAGCCAGACACGCUAGGAUGCAGCGUCUGAGCAUGAUCGAAAGUCAUGGAGGGGAGGUCUCAUCUGUAGAUCCAGCCUCGCAAAGCUCUGCCGUGGAAGAGCACGACCGUCGCCGCUCGACCCGGCGUCCCACGAGUCUGGUGGCUUCCGAGCGCCCACCACGUAGCUUGGAUGCGAAUAGCAGCCUCAGCAGACGUUCUGUUGAUGCGCGAAGCUCCGAAGCAGAAGGCUUCGCCUACAUGGCCAAUCGCGGUCCGAUCCUUCCGAACGCAUUUCAGCACGUCGACCAUCAAGUACUGAGCGCCGAAGACUUCCGUGCGAUGAUUGCAUCCAUCCCACAUGCAGCAGUUGCUGGAUCGUAUGCUUCGAAGCGAAAGGCAGGCGGAUCCACGUGGGGCAAGACGCACGCACGGAUGCUUUGCUUUUCCCUGUUUCAAGUGACCUUUGCUGCUCUUUGGGGCGUCUUUGAGGCCCCUUACCUCGCUCAAGCCAUUCAUCCCUCCGUGGUCGCGGUGCAGGGGUACCUGUUCCUUGGCAUGAUGGUCAACUUUGUUGUAGCGGUCUUUAGAGAACCAGGCGCCUUGCCCAAGGGCCUUGACAGGGAUCCUCCUUAUGGCGCUAACCGUGCGUUUGCAUCGCCCGUUCCCGGCGCUGAUCAGGACGGUCGGACAACGCCAGCGCCCCAAAAUUCGGAUGCGGUGGUACUUGAUCUGGACGAAGAUUCGCCGAGAAGACGUCUUGCCAUUGCAAAGCUGCGACAACAGCUGCGCGGCGCAGCGGCGUCCGCCUUGCCCCGGGCUGUGGCUGGCGAUACGCAAGCGCGGGGCUCGGGUCUACAGCUCCGAGUAGGGGGAACCACGAGCGAAAAUGUUGCGAAGCGCGAGGCGCAAAGCGCAGAAUUCAAAAUCAGACCACCAAAGGGCGAGCAAGCUGCGGACCAAGUCCAAAGCGGAACGAAGCGCGGGCGGCGAAGGGCUUCAACGACUUCUCAAGCUAGACGAGCGACCACUCUCAUGCCGCUGCAGGUGGAGACCUCUGUUCGCGCAAUCCCCUUCGUCGAUCGUGAAGGUCAGAAGACGUGGCUGAUAUACGAAGGCGAUGAAGCAGACCGCUUCACGAGGCGGCAUCGAAUUUUCAGGCCACUUCGACUCUCCGGUAAACACCUCGUCAAAGUCGUUCGUGGGCAAAGGUUGGCCGGUCACUCUUUGCCACCGUUGGACAUCGAGAAGGAGCCUUUGCCCAAGAGCGUGAUGAACCUGUCCUACCACACCGACUGGCUGGGCAGCGAUGUCGGCACACGCGAGACGCUCAUUUCGCACAAGUUCAGAAAGAGCAUAGGCAAGCGGUGGAAGGUGAAACCGCCUCCACCACCCAUGGCAGCUAGCUCGAGGUUGAAGAACGCCUUGCAAAGCUUGUGUCUGCCCAUCAUCAGCCUUGGGCGCACAGCCGACCAAUCGUCGAUCCCGGCCAAGUAA
This is a messenger RNA of Ceraceosorus guamensis, 2814 nucleotides long. RefSeq lists its product as hypothetical. The transcript is spliced from 4 exons. Bases 1 to 2814 code for a protein of 937 amino acids. NCBI's taxonomy places the organism in Eukaryota, Fungi, Basidiomycota, Exobasidiomycetes, Ceraceosorales, Ceraceosoraceae. The record is from RefSeq and is a predicted model, not a curated record.